AACCUCGCCCGGGUUCGCCUAGAGUAUAUAUACGUCCUGCCUCUAGAGUCUGUUUUAGCUAGCCUAGACGUUUACACGUUGUGGGUAGUGCAGAUAGAAGUGUGGGAUUCGCACUCUGGAGGGGCUGGUAUAGUUUAGAGUCCAACUAUUGGUGAGCUGCGCCGAGUGGAGAUGAACAGCAAUAAAGCUGCAGCAGGGCUUUUCUUCUGCUGUUUUGUUGCUGUGGCCCAGGGGCAGCUAGCACUCCAGGCCCUACCAGAUGUGUUGUUUGUGGACAACGGUGGAGUCCAUGGAGUGGAGCUGGGGACUGUUGUUAGAGCUCGCUGCACUGCCAGCAGCAGCUCAGCUCCCCUCCUGACCUGGUUCAAGGAUGGCGGUAUUCUAGCCAGUGAUCCUCCUCACAUCAGGAUACGGAGCAGCUCUAGUGGUAGCGAGGUGUCUUCAGUUUUCACCGUCGACAACUUUGACAGUGUAGAUAAUGGAGACUACUACUGUGAGGCCAGCAAUGAUACUGACACUCUAGCCAGCACCACACUCAGUCUCUCAGUUGUUGAUGAUGACUCAAUUAGACUCUUCCGGAAUCCCGUUACUUAUGAAACGAAUGGUGAUUUGGGCGACACUUUGAAGUUUUAUGACUUGGUUCGUGAUAAUCGGUCAUCAUUCGCAAUAGGAGAUGACUUUGAGCCAAGUCAAUUUAUAGAUCUGUGUUGCCAUGUGCUCAGAUGUAUAGCUGCAAUCCCAGGAGACCAAACACAAGCAACAAACAUUAGCCAACUGACAGUGACAUGGCUGAGGAAUGAAGAGGAGGUAGUUCACUCAGCUGGUCAAACAGAGAUAACGAUUGACCUGAGAUAUCAGUUAGGACCGAAUGAGACUAGAUAUGUAUCUCAGCUUCGUCUGCUCCCAUUUCAGACUUCAGACAUUGGAGUCUAUCAGUGUGUGUACUCAGACUUUGACUCUGAUAGAGAGCUGGUGUACAGCACUCCGUUCAGUCUUGACACUGAUAACAGUUCGGAGGUUAUGCUCGAGGCAGUGUCUCCAGUAGACAUUAUUCUUGAUCCUCCUGAGAAGCUCGUGAUUGAAGUGGAGUCGUCUGGAGGAUACUACCGCCAUGCCUGGUACAAGAAUGACGAGCAGCUCUACCCCAAUGACGAUACCACGUUCAAACAAGCCAAUCCUGCUAGAUUCUCAGAGUUCUUCCAAGUCUUUGUACAGGACCCAACCACCACCUCAGACCAUGGAAUAUACAGAGUGGACCUUGUUGAUAGUAAUGCUUUGAACGCCAUAAUCUCUGUAUAUCAGACACUGCAGUUCUCAGUAACCCCAUCUGUACCUCUGAGUGUGGAGGCUCUCAAUACGACUACUGUCACUGUACUGGAAGGAGAAGAUGUGGACAUUUCCUGUAUAGCAAAAGCCAACCCUCUCCCCUCCAACAUCACGUGGUCAUUUGGGUGGGCAGCUCCACUUCCUUCACACAAACUGACUCUGUUGAGACCAUGACGGCCAAUGUUCCUAGUGCAGGGACCUUCUCCUUCACAGAGGGCAAUACCACAUCCACACUCCACAUAUCAGCUGCUCAGUAUCCCACACACAGUGGUACCUACACCUGCUCCUCCACCAAUGACACCACAAAUAUCACCGAUACCAUCGUGGUUGAAGUUCAAGUACCUCCUGAGGUGACAGUAUCAGCCGCAAGUUCUCGAGUGUCUGUUGGGCAGUCCCUGAACAUCACAUGCUCCAUUUCAAGGACGUUACCCUCUGACUACACCAUAGAGUGGACAUUGAGCAACACCACUGGAGGCGCUACAACACUGACUGAGACUGGGGAGACUCUGACUCUGAGUGAUAUCACUGACACAGACUUGGGGACCUACACUUGUACUGUCACCAACUCGGCAGACCUCAGUGGCUCUGCUAACAUCACCAUAGAGGAAGGAGUUGGACCGUCAGUCAGUAUAGCUGAUAUUGAGGCAGCGGUUGCUGGAGAUGACGUCACUCUCAACUGUACUGCUACUGGAGACACUCCACUGGUCUAUCAGUGGACACUGGAGGGCAGUACAACUGUCCUCAACUCUGACAACACCACUGGAGAACUUAUCCUGACAAACAUCAUGGAGUUUGACUUUGGAACGUAUGUAUGUGAGGUGUCCAAUGCUCUCCAAACUAAUAAUGCCAGCAUAAACCUCGAACAAGCAACUCUUUCUACCACCUCAUCGGAGGAGAAUGUUACUGUUGUGGAGGGAGAGACUCUGGAGCUGAGUGCUGCGUUCCAGUUCAACCUGAUACUGGACAGCAUCUCGUGGAAGAGAGAUGGAACAUUGCUACAGAGUGGCUCAGAUGGUGUCACUAUCACUGAUUCUGACCUGAAUCCACCUAAUGCUACAUCUACACUCAGACAGACCGACAUUCGUCGAUCAUCUGACACUAUAUUUUCUUACGUAGCGAAUGCUACCAGCCGUGCCGGAUCAUCUACUGUGACUUUCAACGUAGACGUUCUCUAUCCUCCUGAGGUGAGUGUGUCUGCUACUCGGACAAGGGUACCUGUGAACGGGUCCACCUCCCUCACUUGCUCAGUCGCCAGCAGCAAUCCUCCCGAUUUCUCCCUGGUGUGGACUCUAACUAACACAACUGGUGUCACCACAACACUCAACACCGCAGACCAGACUCUAGAACUGUCUGGAUUAGGUUUGGACCAGUUCGGGACGUACACCUGCAAUGUUACCAAUUCGGAAGGUCUGAGUGGAGAAGCUAACGUAAUUUUAGAAGAAGGAGAGCUACCAGAAGUCAAUAUUGAUGGGGUUGACCCUGCUGUUACUGGAGAUAACGUCAUUCUCACCUGUACUGCUACUGGAGCCACUCCACUGGUGUACCAGUGGACCAUGGAGGGCAGUACAACUGUCAUCAACUCUGACAACACCACUGGAACUUUGGAACUGGCAGACAUUCAAGAGAAUCAGUUUGGGACGUAUGUAUGUACAGUGACCAAUGAUCUGGGGAUGGCUACAAGUGAAGUGAUUCUCCAACAAGCAGUGGCUCCAACUGCUGGCAACAACGCAACACUCACAUUCAGUGUUGGAGAUGAUCUAGUUUUGGUGGCAGUAUUUUCAGAGUUCAAUCUGGAGCUGGAUAGUAUAGUAUGGACCCAGAAUUCCUCCAUAUCACUGAUGGAUGGAGUCACCAUAUCAAACACUGCUCUGAGUCCACCAAGUGCUAGCUCCACACUGACCAGACCUCGCAUCACUGGAGUCUCCUACGGAGGAACAUACACUGCCACUGCCAGCAACAGGGCUGGAUCUAGUUCAACUACGUUCACUGUUGAAAUCACUGCUGCACCAGAAAUUAUAUUGGAAGAGACCCAGCAACAGAAUCUGUUCAACGAAAGCACAGAAGCGAGCCUUACAUGUACAGCAUCAGGGAUACCGCCCGUCACUGUAAACUGGUCGUUUGCAGGAGAUAUGGUGAACGAAAAUGAAACUGCCAGCACAAUUGAGCUAAGGGACGAUCUCUUUGUAACCACGAGUGUCCUAACAAUCAUGUCUGUUGAGAGGUCUGAUGCUGGCACGUACAUUUGUAUCGCAACCAACGGAGUACUACCUAGUGCUUCAGCACUUGUCAAUCUCACUCUCAACUUUGCUCCUGUCAUAGAACAGGAUCCAAUAGGAGAAGAUGUACUGGCUCCAGAUGAAGUCAUUCUAAUGUGUACUGCUGAAGGAGAGCCUUCACCAGAUAUUGUGUGGGUAAAGGAGGAAACAAAUGGAGCUAUGACAGAGUUCUCUGAGUCAGGGAACGGUCUGAUCGUCGACACUGUGAAGUCUACCUCCAUGUCUUUCAGUACACUGACCAUUAACUCUACUGACUCAUUUGACACUGCCAAUUAUUCUUGCAUGGCCGAAAACAUCCUUGGCAGUACUACCAGUCAACCAGCAGAAGUAACUGUCUUUGUGUCGCCGUCAAUUCAACCAGAACAGGAUCUAUACGUGGCCAUAGAGUUUCAAUUGCAGGAGGUGACCUGCAGUGCUACAGGAGUGCCCCCACCAACUAUCACCUUCAUGAGGAGAGAUGUAGUAUUGAAUGGGAAUAGUAACAGUAGUGAUAUCAAUGACAGAGUCGAUCUUCAAGACCCAACACAGCCAGUUAUGAAUGGCGACAGAUUGUAUGUGGUGAACAGAACGUUGCAGAUAGUUUCACCUAUUGGAAAUGACACUGGAGUUUUCAUCUGUCUAGCGAGUUUUGAGGUGCUCAAUCAAACGCUAACGGCCAUUGAUUCCUUCAAUUUCAUUGUCCAAGUUGCACCCACUAUUGAAGUUGCCCCUACUGAUAUAGAAGUUAUAUCUCCAAGAACAGCUAUGUUUUAUUGCGAGAUUAUCGGUGUGUUCCUUUCAAAUACCACGUGGCAGAUGAAUGGGAAUGCCCUAGAGUCAGGGGGAGAUAUAGACAUUGAAAUAGACAUAAGAGACGAUCUGAGAAACAGCACAUUAACUAUUAAAAACACGGUACCAAGUGAUGCCGGAAACUACACGUGUCUGGCUGAAAAUGAUGCUGGAAGGACUUCUGCAUCAGCUCAGCUGACAGUAAACUUUCCUCCAGCUAUAAUGGACCCACUAUUGGACUCAAACGUCACAGUAAACGAAGGGAUGACUGCAGUGUUUGGGUGCGCUGCCACCGGCGUACCUGCUCCCACGUUAACCUGGAGAAGGAGCGGAUUCUCAAACUUCUCCGUAGACCCGCGGGUAUCACUGGGAGUGCCAACCUCUCCAGAGCCGCUGUCCACAUCCAAUGGUACCGUCUAUUUCGUCAGCCGUCAGCUAAAUCUCUCAGACACGCGAGACUCUGACUCCGGAACUUACUAUUGUGAAGCUUCCAGUGGCGAGGAACAGAGCCUCAAUGUGGAAGUCUCUUUUGAAUUGAUUGUUAGAGUUGCACCAGUUAUAACAGCAGCUCCUGUGGACAUGGCAGAUCUUCGAGGGAGCACCGUAGUGUUAUCAUGUAAUGUCACAGGGAGACCACGACCCGACAUAACAUGGUGGAGAGAAGACGACAGCAGUGGGGACUUGACUCAAGUUACUGAUGUGACGGGGAAGACCCUAAUUGAUUCAGAGGUGAUUGGUGGAGAAAGGGGACGGAUGAGUAACCUGGCAGUAAUGGACAUUCAACCUUCUGAUGCCGGUGUGUAUGUGUGUCGAGCUGACAAUGAUGCUGGACAAGCUGAAGCACUUGCAACACUCACCGUGCUCGUUGUUCCUGAGAUUGAUUUCCCACCUGAGGAUUAUGAGUAUACGACCAUUCAGUUUAUGGAUACUGUGUUCGAAUGCAAUGCCACUGGGAUCCCAGCUCCAACCAUUCAGUUCUUCCUCGAUGGCUCUCUUCUUGAGUCAAACGAAACCUUUUCCAUCCUGGAUCCCGUGAACGACGUCAUUGACGUCAGUGGUGAAGGUGACCUGGUGCAUUUGGUGACCAGAAGACUCCUCAUCAGUCCCACACUUGAUGGGGACUCCAACAACUACACUUGUGUUGCCACCAAUGAUAACGGAACUGAUUCAGUAGAGUUUGAAUUGGUUGUGUUUGUUGCUCCUGUAAUAGUGGGUAGGCCAGACUCCCAGAUAGUUUUGAAGGAUGAUCGGGUUGUACUGUCGUGUGUGUCUGAGGGGAGACCUCCUCCAGCCAUCACAUGGUUGGAGCAGUUGGUUCAAGCAGAGGAGAGUGAUAGAGUUAGCAUUGAUAUUGUGUUGCGAGGGGCACGUCAGGUUGCGAGCAAUCUCACAAUUGAGCCUGUGCAACCUCGUGACAGUGGCCAGUACACAUGCAUGGCCUCCAACGUGGCCGGAAAUGAUUCACAGUCAGCUGAUCUUACGGUGCAAGUUUUUUCUGAAGUCCAGUUCCUGGUUCCCUCGCCAUUGCUCACUGUGAACCAGUCAGAUUCAGCAACAUUCACAUGCAAUGCCACUGGUAUCCCAGCCCCUGUCAUUAACUGGUUCAUGGGAGACCAGAGGCUAAGUGAUGUCCUCCUCUCACGAGUUAACAUCACAGAGACUGAGGCUCGUGAAUACGCCACACCUAAUGGCGACGUGUUUGCAGUAACCAGUGUUCUAACUAUCGAACCAACCACGGGCAAUGACUCUGGUACAUACACAUGUAAUGCAUCGAACACAGUUGGUGCCUCUAUGAUGCCAGCUAGUGAUGAAGAAAUCACCGAAUUAUAUGUCCAAGUUCCACCAGUUGUUGUCGCUAUUGUGGAAGAAGUGAUUGGAAAUGAAAAUGAAAGUUCAACGCUUCAGUUCAUGAUUGACAAUGCUGAACCUGUGGUCGAACUGAGUGGACUGAGGUGGUUUUAUUCUGCCGAGAUAUCUCAAUCAGCCACCAUGGAGGAUAUUACUAAUAGCACCAACAGAACUACAGGAUCCCAACUCAUCACCUCAUUUAGUAGCGAUGGAAGGUUCUUCAACCUAACAGUUGUCAACAUCCAACAGCAGCGCCAGGAGGGAGAGGAGACAGACCAAGGACGAUACUUUCUGCAGGCCACCAAUCCUGCUGGAACUAGCUCGGCAUACGUAGACCUUGAAGUGUAUGGGCCACCACUGAUUAUUAUCCCACCAGAAGAUGAGUUUGUCAUUGCUGGAGGUUCUGCUGUGUUCUCUUGUGCUGCGCUAGCUUUCCCUGCGCAUAUCACAGAGUGGACAUUCGUCGAUAGCAAUGGAGAUGCAACAAUCAUCAUCAGCACUUAUGAUGGAGAAAACAACUCGAAAUAUGCUGUUGAUAACUCGACUUCAUCUCUUUUGGUCAACUUGUGGUAUUCAACACUCAGUAUUCAGACAGAGGGGAGUAUAUGUGUACUACCAUCAAUGAAGUUGAUAGCAGGAGCGCCUUGGCAUAUCUCACAGUUCACGUUCCACCAGUGAUCGUAUCGACUUCACCUGAAACAAGGGCAAAUAUAGUAGAGCAGGUUGUUCUAGUGUGUAGUGUCACUGGGUUCCCCCACCCAACUAUCACGUGGUCGAAAGACGGUGAACUACUGGCAGAAGAUUCAAAUCGAGUCCGGACCUACGUAUUUGAAGCCAGUGCCCCUGUAGCGAGUGCUAGUGGGUCUACCAUUAGCCUCAUAGGUAGUGGAUUGGUUGGUAGUGGGUCUGCUGGCAGUGGAUCAGCUGGUAGUGGCUCCAUUGCUGAUCUCAUAAGAGAUGCUGUGUUUUCUGAGGAGGAUAUUCAGAGUCUUGGUGAGCUCGGAGUCGUGUCUGUUUUGGCGUUCCAGACACUAGUGAGAGGGGAUACGGGGGAUUACACAUGUACCGCCACCAACAGUCUUCCUGGGAGACAGACUGGGACUAAAAUGGCCGACUCACCACCCAUAUCUCUCACUGUACUGGAGGUUCCUGAUGUGGUCAAAAACUUCACAAGUGGUCUCAUUGGAGCUCGAUGGGCGGCGCUGGAGUGGACCUUUGGGUUUGAUGGAAACAGUGACAUCAUCUCUCUCAGAGUCCUCGUCACUCAAGAAGACGAGACAAACAUGAUCGAAAUUAACCAAGAUGUGAACAGGUAUAAUGUAACGGAAGGAAUUUUGCCCUUCACUUCAUAUGACUUCCAAGUGUCUGUUUGCAAUGCCAUUGGCUGUGGGGUAUUCACAGAUACUGUGACGGUCACAACUGAAGAAGAUGCUCCUGAUGCAGCCCCAACCAUAACUACAAGUGUCUCGCCAUCAUCUACUUCACUGCUGGUCUCCUGGGAUCCUCCAGUGGCUGACAAACGAAACGGAAUCCUCAGGGACUAUAUUGUCUACUACACAAGCGAUGCAGAGCUGCCCAUGAGUAUGUGGGAGAGAACUUCUACUCCAGACAACGGCAUCACUCUCACUAGACUCAGGAUCUUUACUCUGUACACUGUAUCAGUGGCAGCUUCAACCACGGCUGGUGUUGGUCCUUAUGAUACGGUGGAGUUUAGAACACUGAAUGACACUUGCAGCGAGCCAUUCGCAGUGAUGUCUACAGAUAUUGGGGAGACAACCAUCAGCCUAACAUGGAGUGAAUCUGCCACUCCUAACGGCAUCGUUGAUAGCUAUUUGGUCUCAUAUGGGAUUGAAGGCACAGAUGAUGGAGAUACAGUUAUCUCUGAGAGAGAAGCAGCAGUGCAGCUUGUGAAUCUGAAGCCUUUCACACAGUACACUGUCACUGUGACUUGUGUCAAUGGUGCUGGGCGUGGGAAUUCUAGCUCUCCCCUCACAAGGACAACCAAUUCAGCACCACCAACCCUUCCCGACGAUGCAAUAUCGCAGGUCUCCCAACAGCCAGGUGGAAGGCAGUUCUCAGUUGUUUUCAACAAGCCCGAUGAAACCAAUGGCCCGAUCAGCCACUACCAUGCAGUGGCAGUAUUAGUUUCCCAAGACUCUGCGUCAGACGGCUCACUUGGUGACCCUGACACUGAUUUCAACUCAUUCGAUUCAAUCGACAGCGUCUACUCUCCUGCCUGCGAGAAAGUUUCGCAGACAACAGCAUACAUUGCAGCAGAGUUUGGCAGUGACGAAUUCCAAGGGAGCACUCUUGAGUUUACAUUUGGAAAAGAAGAAGAUACGGUGAACGACAGAGAGCGCUACACUAAUGGCCCUCUCUGCUACUCCACAAGCUAUGGCUUCUUUCUCCGGGUUUACAAUGAUGUGAGUGACAAUAAUGUCCGGAGAUCUGUGAGGCAGACGGCUAGUGACCGGCAGUACAACAGAUUCAGUUCAAGUGGAUAUGUGACUUACAACACUGAAUCUGCACCAUCAGGUGGAAGCAGCAGUAGUAACAGUGGUGCUAUUGCUGGAGCGGUGGUUGUGGUGAUUAUACUGCUUUUUGCAGGAGUUAUUGUGGCUAUUGUGAUAGUAUUUGUUAUUAAGAAAAAGCGGGUUACUGUUUACAAGACUCACACUGAAGCUGUGGAUUUCGACACGUCAUUCUAUCAGAAUGAGCACGUCGAACUGACAGACUACCGGAGCCCCGAAGAAGGUGGAGGUCGUGAACCCAUUGAAGUCGGGCAGCUUGCCUCGCAUGUGGAGCAACUGCACUUGAACGAGAACUGCAUGUUUGGGGAGGAAUACAAAGUCCUGCAAGAAACGAGUCCAAAGCACCCAGUAGAAGCCUGCAUACACUCAGACAACAAGCAGAUGAACCGAUAUGCAAACAUACAAUGCUUUGAUCACUCCAGAUGUGUCUUAAAACCAGUUGAAGGACAAGAACACGACUACAUCAAUGCCAACUUCAUAGACGGCUACAACAGGCGUCAAGAGUACAUUGCAACGCAAGGCCCUCUUCCAAACACAGUGGAAGACUUCUGGAGGCUCGUCUGGGAUUACAAUGUGUUCUCCAUAGUCAUGCUCACCAACCUCACUGAGAAGAUGAAAGUCAAGUGCAGCCAGUACUGGCCUAGCGCAGACAGCCAGACGUAUGCUGGCAUCACAGUCACUUUCAAAACCAUUACUAACAAUGCUGAUUUCGUGGUUCGAACAUUUGACGUGAAAAGGGUUGACUCAGAGGAGGUUCGACAGAUCCACCAGUUCCACUACGUCUCCUGGCCUGAUUUUGGUGUCCCUCGGCAUGCCACCCCCGUGCUCCACUUCCUGCGUCGCAUCAGAGACAUCCACCACUACAACAACUCACAACCAAUGCUCAUCCACUGCAGUGCUGGUGUGGGUCGUACUGGUUCUCUUAUUGCCAUUGAUGUGGAGCUGCAGCGAGCACAGAAGGAGGGGGUGGUUGAUCCCUUCAAUUAUGUCAUCAAAAUGAGAGACCAGAGAAACCUGAUGAUCCAAACUGAGGCUCAGUACAUAUUCCUGUACGAUGCCAUAUUGGAGGGGACGACAUCGAGAGGGACAGAGAUCCCGGUGGAAGGCCUCUCCAGUAGAAUGAAGGAGCUGGAACUGAUGGACGGGGAGGGAGAGACCGGCUACCGAGUCGAGUUUAAUAGGUUGCGUCAGUUCAGAGUGAACAUCAAGGAGUUCACUGAUGCCAAUGACAAUGCCAACCAGUUCAAAAACAGACUGGCCAAUGCCCUGCCAUACAACGACAAUCGAGUGUACUUGACUACACAGCUGGGUGUCUGUGGCUCUGACUAUAUCAACGCCAGCUUCAUUGACGGCUACACUCGUAAGGGGACGUUCAUAGCCACCCAGGGCCCCCUGCCUCAGACCAUCAACGACUUCUGGAGAAUGGUGGCCGAGAAAGACGUCCACGUCAUUGUCAUGCUAACUCAGCUCGAAGAGAAGGGAAAAGAGAUGUGUGCGUGCUAUUGGCCAAAGGAGGUGUCGGGUACGGAGACCAGAGGAAGUCUCUCCACUGAGCUCCUCUCAGAGGAGCCUUUCCAGGACUUUACUCACAGGAAGAUCAAACUUGACCAGACUGUCAAGGGUUCCCUGGUGUCUCGAGUGGUGCAUCACUUCCAGUUCACGGCGUGGCCGGAGAACGGAGCCCCCGAGGAGGGUGCCGGGAUGAUUGAUCUGAUUGGACAGGUCCUCAGGGUCCAGCAACAGACUGGAGAGAAACCCAUCAUAGUACACUGCAGUGCUGGCAUAGGUCGAACAGGUGCCUUCUGUGCUCUGAGUAUAGCCAUAGAGAGGGUGAAGGAAGAGGGCCUCAUCGACGUGUUCCACACCGUCAAACAUCUCCGCACGCAGCGACCGCACAUGGUCCAGACUCCCGAGCAAUACAUAUUCUGCUACAGAGCUAUCAGCGAGUAUGUUUCCUCUCUCGACCAGUACUCCAAUUUCGUUUAACACUCACACAACAAACACUAAAGUUCCUAUUCCACACCACAUGUACGUAAAUGAUUACACCUCUAGCGUCUAUACAGGUAGCAUUUUCUAUUGUAUUUUAUUGUAUUUUAUGGGAGAACCUUAUGUUUGUCAUAUAAGAUGAUUCAGUAAUGUAUUACAACAGAGGGAGCAACAUAACACGGACAUUAAUUACUUACUGUCACGAUGAUGCCAGAAUGGAGUGAUGCAAAUAUACGCUAAAAACACAGAGUCUUACAACUAUUUUGUCCCCGAGACUGUACUACUGGUCUCCUGAGGAUCCUCGCUCUGCUUCGGUUCCCUCUCUCCCUCCUCUCUCUCCUCCCCCUCCCUCUCCUCCUCCCUCCCUCUCUCCUCCUCCUCACACCCACUUGCG
Messenger RNA from Geodia barretti, 11129 nucleotides. Lineage: Eukaryota; Metazoa; Porifera; Demospongiae; Tetractinellida; Geodiidae. The record is from the annotation of a GenBank genome assembly.